Messenger RNA from Syzygium oleosum, 561 nucleotides. RefSeq lists its product as uncharacterized. The transcript has a single exon. Lineage: Eukaryota; Viridiplantae; Streptophyta; Magnoliopsida; Myrtales; Myrtaceae. The record is from RefSeq and is a predicted model, not a curated record. The coding region runs from base 1 to 561 and encodes 186 amino acids.
AUGGAGCUCCCCCAGGACCUCAAGCGCGCUGGUUUCCUUGCCGCCGCUCUUGCUCCGCCUCUCGUCACCGCCACUCUUGCUCCGCCUCUUGUCGCCACCGUUGCUCCACCUCUCCUCGCCGCCGCUCUUGCUCCGCCUCUCGUCGCCGCGCUCGCCGCUGCUCUUGCUCCGCCUCUCGUCGCCGGGCUCGCCGCUGCUCUUGCUCCGCCUCUCGUCGCCGUGCUCGCCGCCAUUGUUGCUCUGCCUCUGGUCGCCGCCGUUGCUCCGCCUCUGGUUGCCGCGCUGGACACCGCUCUUGCUCUGCCUCUGGUCGUCGCGCUCGCCGUCGCUGUUGCUCUACCUCUGGUCACCGCCGCGCUCGCCGCCGCUCUUGCUCUACCUCUCGUCGCCGCGCUCGCCGUCGUUGUUGCUCUGCCUCUGGUCACCGCCGUUGCUCCGCCUCUCAUUGUCACCAUUGCUCCGUCGCCGUUGCUCUACCUCUCAUCGCCGCGCUCGUCGCCUUGUCCACUCUCUGUCUCACUCCAGGUGCGCCGCUUUCCUCAUUCCUUGACUCUAUCUUAG